AUGUUAACGCCAGGAGUGGAGACUACGGGAACAGCCCUCCAGGCUGCUUGUUCAAAAGGACACUACCAGAUAGUGCAGAUACUUCUGGAGCACGGAGCCAAUAUCAACGCUCAGGGUGUAUUCUUUGGCGACAUCUUCAGUAAAAGAUAUGUCAAUGCCCUCCAGGCUGCUUGCGCUCAAGGACGCGACCAGAUCGUGCAGAUGUUGCUUAAAUGGGAAGCCGAUAUCAACGCUUGGGGUGGAGACUACGGAACAGCCCUCCAGGCUGCUUGUUCGAAAGGACACUACCAGAUAGUGCAGAUACUACUGGAGCACGGAGCCGAUGUCAACGCUCGGGGUGGAUACUUUGGAACUGCCCUCCAGUGUGCUUGUUCUGAAGGACACAACCGCAUCGUGAAGAGACUACUUAAGAGCGGGGCCGAUGUUAACGCUCAGGGCGCAAUUCCUUGCGAUAUCGUGGGUAAAAGUUUCAGAAGCGCACUCCAGGCCGCUUGUUCGAAAGGACACAAUCAGAUUGUGCAGAUGUUACUGGAAUGCGGAGCAAAUGUCAAUGCCCAGGGUGGAUACUACGGAACCGCCCUCCAGGCCGCUUGUUCGAAAGGACACAACCAGAUUGUGCAGGUAUUGCUAGAAUACGGAGCUGAUAUCAAUGCCCAGGGUGGAGACUACGGAACCGCCCUCCAGGCUGCUUGUUCCAGAGGCUACGACCAGAUUGUGGAGACACUACUAUGGUACGGGGCUGAUGUCAACGCCCAGGGUUUAUUUUUCAGCGACCCCUUUGGUAAACAAUACAGAAACGCUCUUCAAGCUGCCUACUCACAAGGACACGACCAGAUCGUGCAGAAGCUACUAGAGAAAGGAGCUUAUGCCACGUGUCAGGAUGGAGACUAG
Messenger RNA from Penicillium maclennaniae, 891 nucleotides. RefSeq names its product ankyrin repeat domain-containing protein. NCBI's taxonomy places the organism in Eukaryota, Fungi, Ascomycota, Eurotiomycetes, Eurotiales, Aspergillaceae. The coding region runs from base 1 to 891 and encodes 296 amino acids. Gene Ontology annotation, molecular function: protein binding. The record is from RefSeq and is a predicted model, not a curated record. The transcript has a single exon.